GGAAGUUGUCGGGCUGUUGGCUUUCAAGAGCGAAUAGAAAACAAGGUUUUAACCAAUUACGUCUUCAAAAGCUACCGGGGAAUUAACGAGGAGAUGUGCGAGGUAAAUUGCUUUUUAGAACUGGGGUGCGUGUCCUAUAAUCACGGUACAAUGGACGAUGGACUGUUUCUGUGUGAGCUGAAUGACAGAGAGCACAUGGAAGUGCCUCCGAGUGAACUGGUGACAAAAGACAGGUUUAUAUAUCGUGCAAUAUCAAUAGUAAGUGGCAAAUUAAGCUUGUGUUAUUCAUUAAUGAGGAACCUGCUUCCUUGAAAUUAACUUAGUCUCUUUUUGCUUUGAAUCAUAAACUCAAAAGCGUUGAUGACACUGAUACCGCUUGCAAAUUAUUAUUAUUUUUUAUCUUAUCUUAUCUUUUUCUUUUUUUUUUUUCUUUUUCAGAAUUUUUGUGCCAGUAAUCCUUGCUCAAGCAACUCAACUUGUCAAACAGGAUUUGGCAAGCAAGGGUUUCGCUGUUUGUGUCCACGCGGUUAUCUUGGCGACAAUUGUGAAUUGGGUAAAUGAAUAUAAAAUAAAUAAAUUGAUGAAUAGAGGAUUAGAGGAAUAGUUUAAUAAAUGAAUGAAUGAACGAAUUGAAGAACAAAGAGAUAUCCAGACAGAACGAUUUAUUCUGCGCAUGUCUACUGAUAAACUGAAAAUACUGACCUUUUCGAACGCAACUGUAGAAGUAAUAUAUAUUUUUUUCCUUUGUUUAAAGAUGUUGAUGAAUGCAGCUCGUCUAAACAUAAUAACUGUUCAUCUAAUGCUGACUGUUCUAAUUUACCUGGCUCUUUUAAAUGCGAUUGCAAAUCUGGAUACACAGGAGAUGGCGUGGAUUGUGCUGGUAGGAUUCUUGAAUCUUAGUUAAGAGUUCCCCUUGAGUCAUUUCAUAUAAUCACCUUCUUACAUUUAACUCUGAUACCAUUUCACAGAAUUAGCUGACUGCAAGGAUGUUUUAAAAGUGACUGGGAUAUACCACAUUACGAAUCACGGACUGGAGUCAUUUCCAGUUUACUGCGAUCAGUCUGAUGAUGGAGGAGGUAAUAGACUGUAG
This is a messenger RNA of Porites evermanni, 1090 nucleotides long. NCBI's taxonomy places the organism in Eukaryota, Metazoa, Cnidaria, Anthozoa, Scleractinia, Poritidae. The record is from the annotation of a GenBank genome assembly.